UAAUUUAAAUCACAUAUGCAUAGAGAGAAACGAUUAGAGCAAGAGCGAGUGCUUCUUUCUCAACAAAUGGCGAGCCUUGAAGAAGAAUUGGCCAAGAGGACCUCUGAACUUCAGACGGCAAGAUCCGAAGCCUCUGCCAGAGCUCUUUUAAUUGACACCAAGUUAUCACAACGUGAAGAAGAACUGAGAAUAGCUAAUGAAACCAAUUCUCAAUUACGAGAAUCUGUUUCUUCUCUUCAAAAACAAUGUGAUGAACUAGCUCAGAAAGUGGAACAACAGAGAACCCAUGAAAUUGCUAUAAAUGAUUCCUAUCAAAAAGAAAUUAAUGCACAAAAGAAUCUAACUAAUUUAUAUGAAUCGAUGAAGGAUGAUGCUAAUGCCAAGGCUGAGGAAAUUUCUAAUGCAGCGAGCGAGCUACAAAAACUUGUAGACAGCACUGCAGAAGAAUAUGGCACUUUAGAGACAAAGUACAAUCAACUAUUACUUCAGCACAAGCAAGAUAUUGAUAACAAGGAACAAAGUAUCCAGGAAUUGACAAAAGAGUUGGAACAUGCUAAUGAAUUACUAAAGAAUAUUCAACAAGAGAAAUUGAAUCAAGCUGUAGAACAGUUAGCACCUACAGCAGCUAUAACCAGUCGAGUGUUACGAAGAGGUUUAAGUCUCACGCAAAUUUAUACUCAACUAGUUGAAGUCUCUAAUGAAUUGACUUUGGAAAGAGAAGAAAAUGAACGUUUGAAAUCUCAAAUGGAUGUAAUUCUUCAUGAGUUGGAGCAGAAAGCGCCAUUAGUACAACAACAACGUCAAGAUUAUGAAGUGGCUAUGGCGAAUAUCGCAACGCUGACAAGCAGAUUGGACGAACUUCUCAUAGAGAAUCAACGACUUCACGAAAAUUCUGACGAAACUAACCAUCUUAUCAAGCAUCAUAGUACAGAAAAUCAAAGGCUGAAAACUGAAUUGGCUGACUUGGCUAGACAAGUCUGUUAUUUGCUUAAAGAAGUUCAAGAAAGUCGUACUGGUAUUCGUGUAGAAACCAGAGAUUUAUCUUCUUCUAUAGACACUGAUGACAUUUUGUCAUCGCAGAUUAUCAGCAAGAAAUUAGUGACUUUUAAAGACAUUGAGGAAUUGCAGGAGAACAAUCAAAAACUCUUAGCAGUUGUUCGCGCAUUGUCAUCCAAACAAGAGGAAAUUGAACGAGCUACUGAUGAAAUAAAUUCAGGCGAAAUGAAAGAGAAGCUUGAUCGUUAUAUGGAACAGUUGACAGAAAUGCAAGCUGCGCAAGAAAGACAAUCAAAGAUGUUGGAUGGUCUUUUGAAGCAGAGAGACAUGUACAAGAAUAUGUAUCAACAAAUAAAAAAUUCCAAUGAAAAGAGAAAGGAGGAAAUAGGAAAGGAUAUCGAAGCGUCCAAACUAGAAGAGGAAUCCAAAAUAGUGAAAAAUGAUGAAGAAAAGCAAGAUUUAUCCAAAAAGUUAAAAGAGACUGAGGAUAAAUGUAAACAUAUUUCAGAUGAAUAUGAAAUAUAUCGAAAAGAACGAACCGCGCAUGAAAAGAUGUUAAGUGAAGAAGUUGAAAGACUCAGGAAAGAGGCAGAAGCAAAUUCAGCGAGAUGUUGUAGAUUGAGAGCGCAGUUGGAUUCGGCAAACGAAAGAUUCACGCUUUUACAAGGAAAUGUUGCUUCUUACAAGUCCCAAAUCAAAACACUUGAAGAGAAAUGCACUAAUUACAGUGUCACCAUUAGCAAACAUGAACAAAGUAUUAUGAUUUUAAAAGAUGAAACACUUGCAGCUCAAACUCGUUUAUCACGAGCGGAAGUUCAACUAGAGAACCUUCGUCAAGAACGCCAACUUCUGCGAGAUUCUGAGGGACGUCUUCUAAAAGAACGAGAGAUUUAUCAAAGAGAAAGACAAACUCAAGCUUUACUUAAAGCAGAUAUGGAGUCUAUUAAGGCUAGUUUAGAGCGAGUCCAGGCUGAAGGACAACUAAGAGCCGAGCACAGACUCGAUGACGCCAAUAGAGAGUGUGCGGCUCUUCGACGCCGUCUUCAGGAAGAACAAGAUCGUUUCAGAGAAUUGGCAGGUCAUUUAGAGAGACAGUUAGCAACCGUUCAGGAGAGAUUAAAAGAGGAACGUGAGUUGAAUGAAAGAUUAAAAACGGAGCUGGAUCAAGCAAGAGAAAUUGAAGCUCAAAACAGUCAAAAAAUUGAUCAAUUAAACAAUAAACUGAGACAAGUAGCCGCCCAUUCCAUUGCUAAGCCCUUGACGGGUGAUGAAGGUCUCGUGAAGAAAGUAAAGGAAUUGGAGAUGCAACUGAGCGCCUCUGAAGUCGAAGCAAAGUCACUCUCUGAACAAUUAAAGGCAGCUAGACAACAGAGUCAACAAUAUUGCGACAUUGCUGAAAGCGCUGAAACACAACUAAGAGAAUUAACAGUCGAAUAUAACAAGUGUAAAGAAGAACUAGAGAACGCUCUGAAAGAAUCGCGAGUAGAGGUUAUUUCAUUACAGAAAAGGGUGAAGGAACUGGGUGAUGAUUUGGCGAAGAUGUCAAAUGGUAAACAAGAAACCGAUUCAGAAUUAAGAGAUAGAUUGGCUGAGGCCAAUAGAAAGCUCGAAGAAUUGGAUGAAUUAAAAGUUGAAUUGGAAUUGUUAAGAAACGAUCUAAAAUCUGUCUCUGUCACGGCCAAAGAAGCAGAAGACAAAUAUACUAAAGAAAUGAUGCAACAUUCAUCUGAUUUACAGAUUUUGGCAAAACUGAAAGAAGAAGCUCAGCAAGUUCAACAGCGACUUGACAUUCUGACUCAAGAACGAAAUGCAGCAGUAGAAGCUCUCGAAAUUGAGAAAUCAGCCUCGAAACAAAGAGAACAGAAAUUCAUGAACGAGCUCAAUGAAGCCCAAACAAGAAUCACAGAUCUGGAUACUCAAAAUGUACUUUUACACAAUCAGAUUCAGGAAUUGGGUGAUCGAAUAGCCAUCAUGCAGAGUCAACAAACCAAAAUAAGUGGAAGAGAUAGUCCUGAUACGAGUCUGGAAAUUCUAAAUAAGAGUUUCUCCUCUUUGGAAGAAAAUUCUAAUUCAAUUGAACAGUUGUUGAAAGUUAUGAAGUAUUUAAGAAGAGAGAAGGACUUGGCUUUAGCCAAAUCUGAUGUUCUUCGAGCUGAAAAUCUUAGAUUGAAAUCACAAAUCGAAGUAAUGGGGAAACGGUUAAAAGAAACCGAAAUUUUGCUCAAUUCUGAGCGAGAGAAAGCUGAGAUUGAUAUAAGGACUACAUCCAAGCAUGCAGAAUUAUUGCGCAAAGUAGAGACCUUAAAUGCCAUCACAGAUUCUAAUCGAAUUCUCAGAGAAGAAAGAGAUAAUCUGAGUAUGAAAGUUAACGAACUAACAGCUAAAGUAAAUGCUUUAUCAGAAGAAGUAAUACCUCUUCGAGACAUAUCCAGAGAUUUAACAGCUAAAACUGAAGCUUUAACAGAAGAAAACAAUAGUUUGAAAGGCGAGGCAACCAGAUGGAGACAAAGAGCGAAUACAUUACUGGAACGAGCGAAUAAAGCCAGUCCUGAAGACUGGCGACGACUUCAAACUGAAAGAGAAAACCUGAGCAAGUUAUUAACAUCCGAAAGAGAAACUUAUGCAAAAAAAAUUGAAGAAUUUAAUCAGAUGAAAACAGAGAAAGUAAAACUCGAGGAACAGCUGACACAAUUACAAAAACAGAUACAAACCCAAGAUGAACAAAUGUCACGAGCAUCAGAAGAAGCUCGCAAAUUAGGUCAAGAUCUUAAUGAGGCAUUAGCUGAUUCUUCUUCAAAGGCAAAGGAUUUGAUAUCUCUUAAAAAGGAACUUGGUGAAAAAGAGGUCAUUCUUAAUGAUAUUAGAAAUAAGGAAAUUCAGAUACGCAAAAUAGCUAAGAAAUAUAAAACACAAUUUGAGGAACUUGCGAGAACCGUCGAGGAAGAAAAAAAUCGCAGUGAAGAAACUAGAAACGAGGGCACUUCUGGUAUAACAACGCAGGAACGAGAAGAUCAAUUGCGAGAAGAAGGUCGCCAAGAGCUCCGUCAAGCGAAUACAGAACUCAUAACGAAAAUAGAUGACUUAACUCGUCAAAUGACAGCGGCUCAAAGUGAGACCGAUAAUUUGAGAAAGGAAAUUGAGGCUAUGAACCGUAAUAGUGUAGAGAAGGAGGAGAGGGCAAAACAAGUUCUUAAGGGAGCCAGAACGAAAAUUAUGCAGCUGACCGAAUCGAAGAAAGUAUGCGAAAAAGAAUUAUUAGAUUUAAAAUCCAGAAUAGAGUCCGUAGGAAGCAAUACAGGAGUUCAAGGAGAUUCUGAUACUGAACAUGACGCGCGAUUAGUAGCACUGAAAUCACAGAUGGAAGGUCGUAUUUCUAGAUUGGAACAUGAGAAAUCAGAGAUACAGGCUGAGAAAGAAGCGCUUUUGCUGCGAGUUACUCAACUCCAGAGGCAAUUGUCAGGAGUGAGUGCUAUAAGCGCGACUACGGAACCACCGACAGCAAAUAUUAAACCGAUGUCAGCCAGGGCAGAAACACCACUGGCCAGUAUCAGACCAAUGAGCGUGGUAGUUCAAUCGCGAACGGCUGCCGUUUUACCGACUACAGCUGGUGCACCAGUUAUGGUUGCUCCACAUCAAAUGCAGCAACAGGUAGUGCAUACUACAGAGACGAGUUCACCGACUAGCAGUCUUACCGACUUCCAACCGGCUAGUACUAGUAGUUCUUCGCAAAGUGCACAAACUAGCAGUCUACGCCAGUUGGUGGUACAACCUCAACUAAGUGAAUCAGCGGAAUCGACGCAGAGAGAAGAUCCAGAAAGUGCGGAAACACUUAAUUUGCAGCCGCAACAGCAACAAUGUCAGCAACAACAACAACAGCAGCAACAGACUGUUGCAUUAGUAAGCCCCAGAGUGGAACAGCAACAACAACAGCAACAGAUCACUAUCAGUGAUCAACAGCAGACUGUAGCAAGCAGCUCUACACAAUCAGUCAGUACUUCUCAAGCUUCCACAGGACUUAAAAGAUCCCGAGGCUUAGACUCAACUGCUUCCGGUUCGGGAAUAAUUGAAGGAUUGGAUCACGGACGUCAGGAGCAAGUGCAGAGUCCAAAAACUAAAAGAAGUAGACAGGACAUUAGUGCAACUGCAAGUGCCAGCGCUUCGGAAGUGGAGUAUCAAGUACCCACAUCAAGUCAGAGAGAUCAAGAUGAAGAAGUAGAAGAGGGUUGUGUAGUAGUAGUAGACUGUGAUGAGGGUGAAGGUGGAGGCAAUCAUCAAACCCAGGAAGAAGAAGAAUUUGACAAUGAUCCGUACGAAGAAAUGGAGGAAGAAGAAGAAAUGCCCUAUGAAGUGGAAGUUGAAGUUGAACGAGACAACAACGAGGUAGAAAUUAUCAUGGAGGAGGAUUCUACCAGUGUUGAAAUCCCUAGACAAGGUCAAGCCACUAUUCCUGCCAAUCAGCAACAAUCUGAAGCCAUUAGCAGCGCUGGACCAACAGGCGAGCCUCCCACGUCUUUUACAACAAGAUCAUCUAGAGGCAUUGCACCUAUGCCUAGACAACAGCAACAGCAACAUCUUCUUUUGCCACAACAAGGUUACGAGGAUGGUGGCGACGAUUGCAUCGUACCAAGCACACCUACUCUCUUCGUUCCUCGUCGCGACGGUUUUGGUGAAGCUGUUAGCUCUCCGCAGGUGCCACAAGGUCGUUUCACUUUUGGAGAUUCUUCGACACCUACAACCGCUUCUUCAACGCCAUCCUUGACAACACCUACAGGCUGUACUACUAGAAUCUUUGGUUCAACUGCUUCUGCCGUGGUUCAGGUUGUCCAAGAAAGCCUAGAGGACAACAGAAUUGAUUUGACACAACUGGAAGAUGGUGGAACUGGUCGUAGUGUUCCUACCACGCCGCUUCAAGUUUCUCCAGCUGCAGAUUUGCCUCCUUCGACCAGUAGCCAAUCUGAAGAACAAGAGACAACUGUGGCCCCUGUUGCUGUAACAGCCACUUCCGGAGAUAAUUCCGAAGAAACUAACAUUCCCAGUAUUCGCAUUGUCGGUGCAGAUGACCAACAACAUGGUCAUCUAACUGAAGCCACAGAAUCUACAACUCCAAGCGAAGGUGUGAGUUUGGAAAGUGAAAAACGAGGGGAAGAACCGGUUGCUUUAGCAUCCGGGGAAGAUGACACCGUAGACACGGUAGAAGCGACAGAAGAAGCAGGAAACGAACUUGCUGAAGACGAAGUUGAAGAGGAAAAUCGCGAAGCAGAGGCCUCGCCAUCCAGUAAUACUCGUCAAAGAACAAUGGCAGCGAGUCUAGCAGCCGCAGGCGAUUCUAAUAGUGCCAGAGGAGUAACAGUGAGAAGAUCACCGAGGUCACCCUUCAGGGCGGCAAGAGGCGCGAGGCCUACUCCAAUUGUGUGGGGAGAAACCCAGUCGGGUAGAGGACAACCUGUGAUGCGAGGACAUGCAACUAGAGGGUCUACCAAUGAAGGGGGACGAGGACGAGGGGCGCGAGGCCGACGAAUGCGCUCGAAAUAUCCUUAUGCUCGAUAUUCGUAAUGUUGGACAUCAUCUUCUGUGUUUUGUGUAUGUUUUUAUUCGUCAAAUAGAUUGUAAUGUCGAUUUAUGUUAAACAAGAAUAAAAGAAAU
Pogonomyrmex barbatus (red harvester ant) is the source of this 6639-nucleotide messenger RNA. It is a transcript of the gene Mgtor, whose product is annotated as nuclear basket protein megator. Gene Ontology annotation, biological process: protein import into nucleus; mRNA export from nucleus; regulation of mitotic spindle assembly. Lineage: Eukaryota; Metazoa; Arthropoda; Insecta; Hymenoptera; Formicidae. The record is from RefSeq and is a predicted model, not a curated record. Gene Ontology annotation, molecular function: structural constituent of nuclear pore. Gene Ontology annotation, cellular component: nuclear pore.